AUGUAUAGCUAAAAAAUAUUGUGUGCAAAUCACUAUCCAUUUAAAAUAGUCAAAAGUUUAGGUUUAAACCGUAAAUAAGAUCUUCGAUGUAAUAAAUCCCAAAAAAAAAUUAAUAUUAGAGCAAAAAUUAGGUACAAUGACAUGCUUAAAUUUCAUUAGAAUUAGUGGGACAAUUGUUGAAAGAAUGAAAGUUGAGUGCCGAAAUUACGAGUUUGUUAUUUUAUAACGUAACUCUCCAUUUAAAUAGGGUACUAUAUUUAAAACGCGCUCUCCUUCUCUCACUACGAUACUCCUUCCGUGUUCUUAUCUGUUGAAUUAAAAGUAAAAAAAGAACGGGACCUUUGCCCCUUCCCCCAACUUAAAGCUGACCCAAAAAUUUACCCUUAUCAUCGUCGUCCUCUUCUUCUUCUUUCUUCUUCUUGUUCUUCAACCUUUUAUGAAUCUGUAAAAUUGUCCCUAGACUUUACACCCUUUCCUUCUCUCCAUUAAAAGAAAAUGCCUGAUAAAGUCCCAAUCUUAAUUAUUUGAUACUUUCCUUCAGUUUUAUUAUUCUUUUUCCACACACACGGUUUCCUCCUCCUUGCUUGAAUGGUGGGGUUUGGGUUUUAUAGCGUCUGAUUCUCGUCGUGACCUUUUCAAUUUCCGUCUUUAGAUUCCCAAAACCCUUGAAGAUUUCCCUAUUUCUGGUGAUUUUUUAAAUAUUUUUCAAACCCCACCUCCCCACAUGUUUUGGGGUUUGUCUGAUCUGGAUUGGAUCGCAAGGGUCUGUUAGUAUUAUAUUUGUAUUGGUGGUGGGAGUUCAGUAGCCAAGUCCUUUUUCUCAUCAAUCUCCGUCUGCCGCCUACUCAAACGACCCAGGAUAAAUUAUAAGAAAGUUGAUUUCAGUGAAUGUUAACGAUGGCUGCCAGACUGAAGCUGUAAUCCGUAUCGCUGAGAUUCGAAGGAAACCCUAUAGUUUCCGCCUUCCGUUUUUUUCUUUAUUCGGAUGUUUCAUUAGGGUUUCAUUGGGUUCAAAAUUUUAACGAUGGCAGCCAUCGACGUUACGAAAUAUUCCCAUAGCCCGACACACAAAGCCGUAGUAACAAAAGAUUACGGUGGUCUGAGAAAAAUCAUCGCCGGACUUCCACGCCUCUGUGACCCAUCAGAGAUCCACAACGAAUCAAUCUCUUUAACCGAGGAAGCCAAAGCCGAUACAAUCUCCUCCGUAAUCGACCGACGCGACGUCCCUAAUCGCGACACCCCACUUCACCUAGCAGUCAAACUUGGUGACGUCACCUCCACAGAAAUGCUCAUGCUUGCCGGAGCAGAUUGGAGCUUACAAAACGAACAUGGCUGGAGUGCUCUACAAGAAGCUAUAUGCAACAGAGAAGAAGUAAUCGCUAGAAUCAUAGUCAGACAUUAUCAACCAAUCGCCUGGGCUAAAUGGUGUCGCAGAUUACCUCGUUUAGUAGGAACAAUGAGACGAAUGCGUGAUUUCUACAUGGAAAUCACUUUCCAAUUCGAAAGCUCAGUCAUCCCGUUCAUUUCCCGAAUUGCCCCUUCCGAUACCUACAAAAUCUGGAAACGCGGCGCAAAUCUAAGGGCAGAUAUGACAUUAGCCGGUUUCGACGGAUUCCGUAUUCAACGCGCGGAUCAAACCGUUUUAUUCUUAGGAGACGGUUCCGAAGACGGAAAAGUCCCGCCCGGGUCCCUCUGUAUGAUCUCACACAAAAACAAAGAAGUGAUGAACGCGUUAGAUGGCGCAGGUGCACCGGCUUCUGACGCGGAGGUGCAACAGGAAGUCCAAGCCAUGUCUCAGACAAAUAUAUUCCGCCCGGGGAUUGAUGUGACACAAGCGGUUCUUUUACCUCAGAUGACGUGGCGCAGACAGGAGAAAACAGAAUCGGUUGGGAGUUGGAAAUGUAAAGUGUAUGAUAUGCAUAAUGUGGUUGUGAGUAUAAAGUCUAGGCGGGUCCCGGGUGCCAUGUCAGACGAUGAGUUUUUUUCAUCGUGUAAUGAAAACGAAACGGAAAGCGAGGAACUUAACGAGAUUUUAACAGACGAAGAGCGGAAGCAACUCGAGGCGGCACUAAAGUUUGAUUCUUCCGAAUUUGGCCACGAAAAUAACGAAAACGUGAUCGGGCAUCGACAUAGUUGUUUUGAACAACGCGAUAUUCCAAUUGAAGAUGUACCGAGUUACAAAAGUGGUGAGAUUAAAAUUGAGAAAGAUAAAAAAGGGUGGUUCGAUGGGUGGAGGAAAGGCGGGAAUAAAGUUGACCGGGGUGGUCGAAAGGGUGCACCGGGGGUGGCACCGCCGCGUGGGUCGUUAUGUUUAGAGGAAAAGGUUAGUGAUCUUCUCGGUGACUCACCCCCUAGUCAAAGUCAAAGUCAAGGUCAAGGUCAAAUUCAACCGGGGAGGCAUUCGAUGGAGGUGACUGUGAAAGAAAAUGAAAGUAGGAAAGUGAAGGAAUUGAAGGCGUCUUCUUCAAAUGGGUCAACAAGUGGGAAUAGAAGGAAAGAUGGAAGUCGUGAGAAUGAGUAUAAAAAAGGGUUAAGGCCGAUUCUUUGGCUUGCUCCUAAUUUUCCUUUGAGAACUGAGGAGCUUUUGCCUUUGCUUGAUAUAUUAGCGAAUAAAGUUAAGGCGAUAAGGAGAUUGAGAGAUUUGCUUACUACAAAGCUUCCAAUGGGGACUUUUCCUGUUAAGGUAGCAAUUCCAGUGAUCCCGACCAUAAGGGUUUUAGUUACUUUCACAAAAUUUGAAGAGCUACAACCGUUGGAUGAAUUCACAACCCCACCUACAAGUCCGACAAGUGGCGAUCGUGACAGCCCAUCGAUGGCCAAUCAAUCCUCCACGUCAUCAUCAUCAUGGUUCCAGUGGAUCAAAACUCCAUACCACCGUGCCAGCUCAUCAUCUGGUGCUUCAAGCAGUAGAAUCGAAACUACUCAAGACCCUUUUGCUAUUCCUGCUGACUACACAUGGAUCAGUGCAGAAGCCAAGAAGAAGAAAAUGCAGGAGAAGAACAAAUCAAAGAAAGGAAGAAGUCAAACUCAAACUCAAAUCAAAGAAUGAUUUGAUUGAUUGAUAUUUGAGAUAUAAUACCAAUUAUUGGCUAAAAUUGUUUUAUUGAAAAUGUUUUACUAAUUUGCACUUAGUUUAAAGAAGGAAGUUUGGAGCCAUGACUUGUGAGUCUUUCUUAGGGUUGAGACUCCAGUAAAUCAUUGUGGGGGGUAUAAAAAGUUGAAGUUGUGAUUCUUGAAUUGCUUCGUAGCCAUUGUGGAAUUUGAUUGUUUUGACUUUGUGGUCAAUGCGUUUGGUUUUUUCUUUUUUAUCCAUCUUUUUCACUAGUUUGUGCAUAAAAAAAGUUUUUUUUUCUAACAAUCUCACAAGUGCAAUGUGAAUUAGGUACACAACAACCCAUAAUUAAAGAAUGAGCUAAACGAAUGAAAUAGCUAUGUACUUUUGUUCAUUGUUUAUUUUAGCAUCUCACAAGUUUUUUUUUCUUAUAAAGGCAUUGUAUUUUGAAAAAUUUACCCAACUAUAAUAGUUAAAAUUGCUCUGUAUUUAGAUGACAUUGUUAUAAUUUGGUAUAUUUUUCAAAAUACAUUGUUGUAAUAAAAAAAAGAUGAAAACAGAAUGUUAUAAUCAACAAAUAAAUGAAAUUGUAUUUGCUAUUUUUUGUAGUUAACCUUUCAAGAAUUACACAUAUACGUGUAUUUUGAACCUCCCCUAGCUAUCCAUCAUCCGACACACUAUCAAUUGAACAAAGACCAAAACUUUAGUUUGGAUCUUGGUAAAAUGCCAAAAACAGGAAACAAAAACAUCAAAAGAUGAUUAUUGUAAGGUUUACCUGGGUUCAAAUUCUUUAACUUGAGCAAUAUUGUGCCAUGAUCAUCAAGCCAAGUUUACUCUUAAUUAGUAUUCCUCUAUGAUCAGUCCCAUCAAAUGUUAAUCAUGGACUUGCUUUUGAUACCGUUGAUCUUCCCUUGAUCUUGGUUUAUGAAAUCAAACUCCUUUUGCUGAUUUUGAUUUUGUUACUUGAUCUGUAAUCUGUUGUUGCUUUCUUGUUCUGGUUUUCUUUUGUUGGAGUCUGAUGAUGAUGCAUAGCUGGAGCAGACUCGAGAAUUGCAUCGAUUAUUUGUGGAUGCUUCCAGGGUACAUGUAAUUAAGCUUAGAGUACAACUCCAUCUCCUUCCUAUGAAGAAAUUUGAUCAUGAAAAAUGGAGGUUCUGAAGUCUGAUCAUAUGUUAUAAUAGUGAACAAUAAGUCCAAAAUUGGUAUGAGAUCUUUGGUAGGGGGCACAAUGCACUCAUGUU
Lactuca saligna is the source of this 4293-nucleotide messenger RNA. Lineage: Eukaryota; Viridiplantae; Streptophyta; Magnoliopsida; Asterales; Asteraceae. The record is from the annotation of a GenBank genome assembly.